AUGCGGCGCAGGGAGACGCGGCGCGCGGGGGAGCACCAGGCGUUGGCGUUCGCCAGUCCUGGCCGUUGGCUGAGCGGGACCUCUGAGCAGGUCGGUGGGCACCAGGCUCGCUCAGAGGCCAGGCCUGUCGGGGCACAGCAGGAGGGAUCGGACAGGCGGUGAGAAGUUAAGAACUCCCACGCAAAGAUGGCUGACAAAGGCAAAAAGGGCAAAGCAGCAGACCCUGUGCCCGAAGACGCGCCCCCUCCGGGGGACCCCAAACCCGAAGACAAAGAUCAGAAGCCCAAGAAAAAGGAAAAGUCGGUGCAGCCCCAGGAUGAGGUGGGCACGAGGAAGGGCUGUCGCCGCUACAAGUGGGAAUUCAAGGACAGCAAUAAAGAGUUCUGGGUUAUGGGGCACGCUGAGGUCAAGCUCCUGAGCUUGGGCUGCCUCAUAGCUGCAAUGGUUAUGUUCACCGGCUCCACCGUGCAUCCUCUCCUGACACUCAUCAUCACCAUGGAGUUGUCCGUCUUCUGCUUCUUCUUCAUUAUCUACACCUUCGCCAUCAACAGAUACAUGCCCUUCAUCCUGUGGCCCAUUUCUGACCUUCUCAAUGACCUGUUCGCCUGCAUCUUCCUUGUGGGGGCCAUUGUCAUCGGGGUGAAAAGCCGGACGAGCAUGCCAACGCCCUACUUAAUUGCUGUGAUCCUCAUCGGUGUGGCUGGACUUUUCGCUUUAAUUGACAUAUGUCUUCAAAGAAAACAUUUCAAAGGCAAGAAAGUCAAAAGGAAUGUGCUGAUUCCCCCUCCACCAAGGGAAAAGCCAAAGGAACCAGAAAAGCCACCGGAAAAGGCAGGAGAAAAGCCCCCGGAAAAGGCACCAGAAAAGGCCAAGGAUAAAGGAAAGGGAGGCAAGAAAUGAUGGCAAAGAGACCCCCAUUGUCAAAGCGAUAGCGUGUUUUACCACAAAACAUAUGUCCACUGUCUAUCUUGUCUUCUCUCCAGAAUGGUUUUCCUUUCCAUCCUAAUAAUCACCUUUGCUUGGAAAAGAAAUUCCUCUUUAAAUGGAUUUCAAAGCUUAAAGUUGAUGUAAACAUUAUUUUGUUCAACAAAAGUUUUAGUGCAGAGGUCAAGGCCAGGCCUUGGGCUCUUGGGGUACCUGCAGGGCACAUGAGCUUUGGGGGACCACCAGUGUGGGUGAUACCGGCUGUCAACUGAUCAGCCUGAAGGGCCAGAGGAAAACAAGAGACUACAAAAGAAAAUGAACAUUUUGUUCAUAUGGCUAUUUUUAUCCCCCACGCUUUUUU
This is a messenger RNA of Mustela erminea (ermine), 1285 nucleotides long. It is a transcript of the gene CMTM2, whose product is annotated as CKLF like MARVEL transmembrane domain containing 2. The transcript is spliced from 4 exons. Bases 187 to 900 code for a protein of 237 amino acids. The record is from RefSeq and is a predicted model, not a curated record. Lineage: Eukaryota; Metazoa; Chordata; Mammalia; Carnivora; Mustelidae. Gene Ontology annotation, cellular component: membrane.